UAAAAUAAGCCAAAGGUAGCAGAAGAAGCUUGUCUCUCACCUUCAUCUACAGCUAUAAACUGUCACUAAUGGAUUCCACUCUGAUACGAAUUGCACACCCAUUAAAGCUCAAACCUUCCUCCUCAUUCUCUUUCUCCAUUUUCGACUGUAAACGAACACAACCCCAUUAUUCCCUCUCAACCAAUAAUUCUCACAGAUUUUUCUUCACACUGACACCGAGAAGCAUCAGAAGCUUUUGCUGUAAGUCGACCCAGAACGGCGCCGCUUUCGACGAGGCUGCUUACGAGUCCGAGAGGCUGACCCUCGACGCCAAAGCUCGCAAAUCAAUGGCCGAGGCUUACAACAGAGAAACAGCCAUUGAAGACGAAGAAGACCCUAAAGCUUGGAAAUGGGUCAUUCGGAAGAGAAUUUGGGAUAUGAUGGAAGCUCGCAAUUUUGCACAGAACCCCCGACCAGUCCACCACCGUAUCCCCAAUUUCGUCGGCGCUUCAGCCGCUGCGGAUAAGUUUGGGGGAUUGGAGGCGUUUCGGGUUGCAGAGUGUGUGAAGGUGAACCCGGAUUCACCUCAGAAACAAGUCCGGUUUCUCACACUCUCUGAUGGAAAGAAAUUGUUAACUCCUCAACCCAGGUUAAGGACAGGAUUUUUCUCUGUGCUUGAGGCCUCCAAGUUAACUCAGAGUACCAUUAAAGAGGCUUGCACUUCGGUUGGAGUUGCCAAACACGGACGUCCAAUUGGAUUGGAUGAAAAACUGAAGGUGGAUUUGAUAGUUAUUGGUUCAGUUGCUGUUGAUCCAAAGACUGGAGCUAGACUUGGCAAGGGCGAGGGAUUUGCAGAACUUGAAUAUGGGAUGUUGAGGUACAUGGGAGCUAUUGAUGACUCAACACUGGUUGUCACCACUGUGCAUGAUUGUCAAUUAGUAGAUGAUAUUCCAGUAGAGAAGCUGCUAAUCCAUGAUGUGCCAGUGGAUAUCAUAUGCACUCCAACUCAAGUCAUUUUUACAAAUACUCCCAUCCCAAAGCCUCAAGGAAUUUAUUGGGAGAAAUUGUCUCCUGAAAAGCUUGGACAAAUCCGAGUACUGAGAGAGCUGAAGAAGAGGAUUGAAAGAGAGACAGCACAGAAACUCCCAACUGGCCCAUCUGAGAAACUUCCCCCCACUGCCCAACGAAAACGUUAAUAUACACAACUCAAUGUCUCUUUUAACAUUUUAUGUCAAUAUAAAUCAAUAGAAACACUUCAUUCUUUUGUUAUAAUAUACUGUGUUUUAAACAAGGGAGAAAAAAAAAAGAUGAUUAACGGCUACAGGUUUUAUGUAAAAAUAAAUGAAUAAAUCAAUAAAAACAGUUCUUCUUUUUUAA
Molecule: messenger RNA, 1356 nt
Organism: Humulus lupulus (European hop)
Lineage: Eukaryota; Viridiplantae; Streptophyta; Magnoliopsida; Rosales; Cannabaceae
Product: 5-formyltetrahydrofolate cyclo-ligase-like protein COG0212
Exons: 6
Coding region: 69-1175 (368 amino acids)
Cellular component (GO): cytoplasm
Source: RefSeq, a predicted model, not a curated record